Dufourea novaeangliae is the source of this 3211-nucleotide messenger RNA. RefSeq names its product puromycin-sensitive aminopeptidase-like (gene Psa). Gene Ontology annotation, molecular function: peptide binding; metalloaminopeptidase activity; zinc ion binding. Gene Ontology annotation, biological process: proteolysis; peptide catabolic process. Gene Ontology annotation, cellular component: cytoplasm. The record is from RefSeq and is a predicted model, not a curated record. Lineage: Eukaryota; Metazoa; Arthropoda; Insecta; Hymenoptera; Halictidae.
AAAAGGGAAACCUUAUACAACGGCUUUCAAAAUAUUUCGGUGUGUAAGAUUUGUCCGGAUCGCGAUCCAAUAUCGAACAAUGUCGAGUACAGACAAGCAACCGUUUCGCCGGCUACCUAAAGACGUUGUGCCAUGUCACUAUGAGAUUGUUUUGACACCAAAUCUUGAAACUUUUAUCUUCGAUGGAAAGGAGAAUGUGCAUGUAGACGUAAAGAAAUCCACGGACACCGUUGUUCUGAAUUCAAUAGACAUUGAUAUAAAAAGUGUAGUUUUCAAUGGUAAUGAUGGAAAUGUCAUUUCAACAAAGAACAUUGACAUCUCUGCAUCUGAAGAAACAGCUACUUUCAUAUUUAAUGAAAAGCUGCCAAUUGGUAGGAGUGGACAUCUAAAAUUGGAGUUUGAGGGAGAAAUUAAUGAUAAAAUGAAGGGCUUGUACCGAAGCAAAUACACUAGACCUGAUGGAAGUGUCAAAUAUGCAGCUGUAACUCAAUUUGAGUCAACAGAUGCUAGAUGUUGCUUCCCAUGCUGGGACGAACCAGCAUGUAAAGCCACAUUUGGUAUUACUCUAAAUGUACCAUCAGGUCUUACAGCACUUUCCAAUAUGCCUGUUAAAAGUAAAGUAAGCAACGAUUCAAUAGACACUUUAGUAUUCGAAAGAACACCGUUAAUGUCGACAUAUUUGGUAGCAGUGGUUGUUGGGGAAUUCGAUUACAUAGAAGACACAUCUAGCGAUGGUGUAUUGGUACGAGUAUACACACCGAAAUCUAAGAAACAACAAGGACAAUUUGCCUUAGAAACGGCAGUGAAAGUAUUACCAUACUACAAGACUUAUUUUGGAAUUGCAUAUCCUCUUCCAAAAAUUGAUCUCAUCGCUAUCGCUGAUUUUUCGGCAGGAGCUAUGGAAAAUUGGGGUCUUGUUACAUAUCGUGAGACUUGUCUUUUAGUCGAUCCACAGAACACGUCCUCUUUUCGAAAACAGUGGAUCGCGUUGGUUGUGGCGCACGAAUUGGCGCACCAGUGGUUUGGAAAUCUCGUAACCAUGAAAUGGUGGACGCACCUGUGGUUGAACGAAGGAUACGCGUCGUUCGUAGAAUAUUUAUGCGUAGCAUACUUGUUCCCAGAAUACGACAUUUGGACACAAUUUCUUACAGACACGUACACCGGAGCGUUAGAAUUAGAUGCUCUGAAGAACAGCCAUCCGAUCGAGGUUCCGGUUUGCCAUCCAGCCGAAAUCGACGAAAUUUUCGACGAAAUUUCCUACAAUAAAGGCGCAUGCGUUAUUCGUAUGUUACACGAUUACAUCGGGGAAUGUGAUUUCCGUACGGGUAUGAAUUUAUAUCUAGAGAGGCACAGUUACGGGAAUGCCGAAACGGGAGAUCUUUGGGAUGCUUUGGAAGAAGCGAGCAAUAAAAAUGUACGUCGUGUAAUGUCAACGUGGACCGAGCAACAGGGUUUCCCAGUUGUCCAAGUACAAUGUCGUCAAGAAGGCAAUGACCGAAUCUUGUCUCUGUCUCAAGAAAGAUUUUUGGCCGAUGGUGCAGAGGACCCUGAGAAUAGUAUAUGGAUGAUACCGAUCAGUAUAAGCACGUCAAAAGAUCCCACAGAAUCUGUACUCACGGACCUAUUGGAUAAAAAGACAAAAGAGUUUAAAGUUACAGAUGUACCUGAAGACAGUUGGGUGAAGAUCAAUCCUGGAACGAUCGGUUUUUAUAGGACUUACUACAGUCAAGAUGCACUGUCAUUGUUAUUGCUCGCGGUUAAAGAUCGCACAUUACCUCCUGUAGAUAGAUUAGGUUUGCUGGAUGAUAUGUUCGCCGUGGCACAAGCUGGGCGUGGUUCAACCGUGGAAGUACUCCGGUUGAUGUCAGCGUUCCAACAAGAAGAUAAUUUUAUCGUAUGGUCUAGUAUAGACAAUGCCUUACGAAAAAUCGCGUUGCUUCUUUCUCAUUUAGAUCUCCUAGACUGGUUCAAUGCAUUUGGGCGCAAUUUAAUGCACGACAUAAGGGACAAAUUGGGAUGGGAAGCUAAGUCCGGUGAAAGUCAUGGUGAUACGCUUCUGAGGUCUCUGGUAUUGGAACGUAUGGCAAUUUUAAACGACAAACAUACUAUCGAAGAAGCGAAAACACAAUUCAAGUUACACGCAUGUGGCAGUACACCCCUUCCUGCCGAUUUACGUAGGUCUGUCUACCGAGCUGUUCUUUCUACUGGCAAUAAGACAUAUUUCGAUAAUAUGUUAAAGCUCUACCAUGAUACCGAUUUACACGAAGAAAAGGACAGAAUAUUGAGGGCACUUGGCGCAAUAAAAGAUGAAACUCUGUUGGCAAGAGUUCUUGAGUUCUCCAUGAGCGACAAGGUUCGAGCUCAGGACGCGGUAUAUGGAAUCAUGUCAGUUUCAAUGACAUACAAAGGUCGUCUUAUGGCCUGGGAGUUCGUUAAGAAAAAUUGGCAAUCGCUCCGUGAUCGUUAUGGUGGCGGUUACCUCCUGUCCAGACUGGUUAAGGUUAUCACUGAACACUUUGUCACCGAGGAACAGGCCAAAGAUGUUGAAAAAUUCUUCGAAGAUCAUCUGGUUCAGCAAAGUCUUGAGUCUAUUAGAUUGAACGUGGCAUGGCUGGAUAGGGAUUUGGACUCUAUUAAAGAAUUCUUAACAACACAGAAGUAUUAGAAGCAUGAGUUCUUUCAUGCGUUGCAUUUUUACCACUAACUUGUUACAAUAUCUAAUAAAGCAGAAAAUGGAAGGGUCAGCGUUAUCUCGAUGCAGGUAUUAAUCAACUGUAACGCGCGAGCUCAGAAGAGGGAAGAAAUGUUUUUAUACUACACGAUCAUCGUCGUUUGAUCUAGGUUUACAUAUAACGGUUCACUAAAACUGGUACAGUUGUUUACAUACAUUGGAAAUUUUUUGGAUAUCGGUACGAUAUCGUUUCAUAAUAGUCGUAUUUGUCGUCGAUGGCAUUUUAGAACUCAGCAAUCAUUUUUGGCAUUUAUUUUUUACAUGUGAUUUUAUUCCCGAGUACGAGAUUGCAUAUGUGCACCGGUGUUUGUCGCUCUUGUAUCGUGUGUAAAGUGAAAACAGGGAAAAUUAAACAAGCGUGCAGCUGUAGUACACACUUGUACUACAUACCAUAAUCGAGAAGAUUGAAAUAAAUACUUUUACGCUUGUACUGGAGGGAAUAUAUUAAAACAUCCUAUCCAUAUUUAACGUACAUAACUU